AAGGACAUUCGCUAGCGAGAGUAAGCUGGUUCAACAGGAUCAAACGAACCACGUAAGCAGUGUGGCUUGAAAAUACUAGAGAAUGGCAGAGCAGGGUGCCAGGCCCUGGCGUAUACUAGUGACAGGGGGCACAGGGCUGGUGGGCCGGGCGAUCGAGAGGGUGGUGAGAGAGGGUGAGGGCCAUGACGAUGAGGAGUGGAUCUUCCUGUCGUCCAGAGACGCUGACCUGACGAGCGCCACAGAGACGCGGGCUGUGUUUGAGAAGCACCGACCCACCCAUGUCAUCCAUCUGGCUGCAAUGGUGGGGGGGCUGUUCAGGAACAUGAGCCACAACCUGGAUUUCUGGAGGAACAACAUCCGCAUGAAUGACAAUGUCCUCCAGACUGCCCAUGAGCUAGGGGUCUGCAAGGUUGUGUCCUGUUUGUCCACCUGCAUCUUCCCUGACAAGACCACCUAUCCCAUCGAUGAGACCAUGAUCCACAACGGGCCACCCCACAGCUCCAACUUUGGUUACUCGUAUGCUAAGAGGAUGAUCGACGUGCAGAACAGGGCGUAUUUCCAGCAGCACAGGGACCUCUUCACCGCAGUGAUCCCCACCAACGUGUUCGGCCCGCAUGACAACUUCAACAUUCAGGAUGGCCACGUGCUGCCGGGACUAAUCCACAAGACAUACCUCGCACAAAAAGAGGGCUCAAGUCUGACGGUGUGGGGAUCAGGAACGCCACGAAGGCAGUUUAUUUACUCUCUGGAUUUGGCUCGUCUGUUUCUCUGGGUACUCAGAGAGUAUAAGGAAGUAGAUCCGAUAAUCCUGUCAGUGGGUGAGGAGGAGGAGGUGUCUAUUAAAGACGCAGCAGAGUGUAUUGUGGAGUCUCUUGGGUUCAAAGGUCAAGUGGUAUUUGACACCUCCAAAGCAGACGGCCAGUUCAAGAAGACAGCCAGCAACAAGAAGCUGAGGCAGUACCUCUCUGAGUUCAAGUUCACCCCCUUCCGACAAGCUGUGAAGGAGACCUGCGACUGGUUCGUGGCCAACUAUGACACAGCCCGGAAAUGAUGCCUCUUUUGCCUUACUGGAGGAGCAGCUGUUCGUCAGUUUCAGCUACCUCAAGAAAACACAGAUCGUUCUGGGACAUGGAUUCUCAGACUCUGUUCCUGGGGUCUUCAGUUUUUGUCUAAAAACUGAGUAGUAGUAAAUUUGUUCAUCUAAUUAUUAGACAAACCUUAACACACUUAAGGUGUCUUACUUUGAACCUUCUCUUCAUUAAAGGUACUGUUAUCUAUGUAGCAUUCUGGAACCUGGUUAUGAAUAUUAAAAUUAUGCAGUUAGUUUAUUAGGCCAUUUUUGUAACUGAGAACAAGGACUGAAGAAAUACCAGAAGAGACAGUCACUAGACCCCUAGGAAUUGAGUCUUUGACCCCUGUUUUGGGACAGUUAGGGAAAUAAAUCAGCUGUAAAUACUCAUAUUCAUAAUUGUAGCCUUGACAGACUGAAACAGUUGAGAAACAUGAAUUCAGAUUGGAAGAAACAGUAACAGUUAGAAAGGACACAGUUUUUUUGCUGGACAUAAUUUAAUCAAUUCUGAACAUGUUUCUGACCCUGAAAGUUCAUGUGGUGUGGUCCAGUGGUUUUCUGGUUGGUGGCUAUAUUUGGUUUGUGGGUCUUCCAUGAUUCUCUUUGGUGUUAACAGCUGUAGUUGUCUCUCUAAUUUCACUUUCUUGACUUUGGGUCGCUAGGUGUACUCAACAGAAUCAGGGUUGAUCGCCUGUUCUUCAGUUAGCAGCACACCUGGAGGUCCCAGAGGGCAGAUCCUGCUAUCCCCAGCUCACGCCUGGGCCUAGAAGAUUACAGCUUUAUCGGGAGCUCAACACUAUCAAUGAAUAAAAGGGCUGCUGUAAUCAAUUGAGUCAAUUAUUGAUUCAGCUAAGUCAUUAGGAGAUCAAACUGAGAUGAGAAUCGGAAGGCUUUGUGGCUCUUCGGGAACAUGAGAUUCACUGCUCUAGUGCAUUCAUGUGGUGGACAUCCUGCCACCUACCCUAAACCUAUAAUCCCUAUCUGUGACGCUAUGUGCUUUUUUUGUGUGCAGACAUCACCUUUGCUCUCACACAUUUCUUUUCUCAUUUUUAUUUUUUCAUACUGAGGGACCAGCUAAUGGAGGAAAUAGGAUGCAUCAACUACAACUGCUAACUAGAGCACAACCUCUUAAAAUCAAAAGGAUUAAUGAAUGAUUUAACUAGUGUAUAAUAAUUAGAAAUGACCAUUUGUUCCUGAGGUGAUUUGGUAUAGGGUUUGUAAUGUACAGUGCUGUACUUGUUAGGUGUUGCUGCUCAGGAAGUGCUGGAAAAUUUAAAAAAAGGCCGUUUUGGAGUUCUGUCACAGUUUGAGGUAUACUGAGGUAUCUCCAUUCAUACACAGCGGGGUGUUGUGCCUCUGGUUGUGAAUCUCUGGUUCAGGGCUGCUUAGGGCCUAAUGUCUUCUAGCUCAGAUGUCCAUUACUUGAAUGGAAUUUCCCAAAUUUGCCUUUUUUAAUGUUUUCAAACCUUUAGAAUCCGAAAGCUUUGCAUAAAAGAAUUAAGUAGUUAAUUUAAGUAAGUGACAUCUCAUCUCCAAACGUAAAAGAGAGUGUGGCUCAUGUGUAAUGCAAUCCAAAAGCUGUGCUCAGAAAAAUCGAGUGCAACUCUCAGCAGAUGAGUCAAGUACAUCAGUUGAUGUUACGUUGAAUAAAUUGUGUGUGACAUUGAA
Lepisosteus oculatus (spotted gar) is the source of this 2737-nucleotide messenger RNA. RefSeq names its product GDP-L-fucose synthase. Gene Ontology annotation, molecular function: GDP-L-fucose synthase activity. NCBI's taxonomy places the organism in Eukaryota, Metazoa, Chordata, Actinopteri, Semionotiformes, Lepisosteidae. Gene Ontology annotation, biological process: nucleotide-sugar biosynthetic process. The record is from RefSeq and is a predicted model, not a curated record.